AUCGAUUCGCUCCGGACGACAUAUUCCGUUGCAAUACAAGAGUAAUGUCCCCUCGCAACGUGCUCUCCGCCAUUUCUGUUUUGGUUGUUGCUACUAGCUUUGCUGCACUCCCAUCUCGAUGUAUAUAUUAUAUACACCAAUAGUAACUAGUUGUCUUCUGUUGGUGCCAUGAACCUUGGAUUCUCUUUAGUCGUAACCUCUCCUGAUGUAGCUGAAAACUAACCCUACUUGCUCAAGUCGGGGAGCUUGGUGUUCAUGAAGCUCCCCAACUCCAUCAAGACCCCCUGAAGGUCAACCAUAGUGUAGCUGUCAAUUUGCUCUCAUCUUUCACAUACCCAUGUGUGUUAGAUGAUGAGUGAAGAUGAAAAACCUUUUGUAUGUUCAUCUCCAGGAUGUGGGAUGCGAUUUACCAAUGAAGAUCACUUGACUGUACACUUGAAGAAACAUGAGAUGUGUUUAACCUUAAACUCUGGCAGCAACAAUAGAACACCGAACAAUUUAUUUUUAGAUCAAACACCAACCCCUACUAAAUUUCUUAAGAACUGUGAAGAGAUUGGAUUAUUUCAAGAUUUAACUAAGAACCCCUUUGAAGAAGCUUUUAAAAAAGCAUCCGAAACUGGCGGCAAUGAUGUCUCCUCUGAUGCUGUCCCCUUACCAGGUCCACAUUCCAAUGAAGUACUCAAUACCCCCGUGGUCUCGAGACCACACAAAAUUGUGGAAACUCUCAAAUUGGAGAACGAGGACAUAGAAAUCCAAGUAGCAGAUGAAUCGUCAAGAAGCAGUGUGGUUCAGCAACAGCAGCAACAGCAACAACAACAACAGCAGCAGCAAGAGAGCGGUCAGUCCAGCCAUGGAAUGUCCAUGGGAUCGCCUCCGGCUUCGGCCUCUGUCGCUGUUUCUGCAACGCAUUCCAUGCCUCAACCCACGUCGACCACGUCGGAUGACGACGGGGUCAUGUCAACGACAUCACAGCUUGCAGACAGUUCAGUGCAGUCAACGACGGAAGGCACCGCCGUCAGUAGUACAACUACUACUCUACCCACAGUCAUGCACACUACUGCAGCUCCCAUGUUGUCCCCCAAUAUUAUCUCAUCUGCUCAGUAUACAAUGCAAGUGUUCUUGCAGUUACCUACAGGACAAACUGUUCCUGUACAGAUCCCUGCCACUAUUACGAACUCUGCCAUGCAGGUAGCCUCUAUACCUGUCCCUGCCAUCUCUCCCAAGUCCUCUACAGCAACUCCUAUUUCAGUUGCUGCUGCUUCUGCUGUCGCCACUACUUCCUCAUCACCAGGGCUUAGUCAGCCAUCAUUAGCUAAGCAGAAAUUGAAAGCUGCUUUACAAAGUAGUCAGAAUGUCCCUCAAGACUUGACCACUUCCAACAACAGUCGGUUGGUGGAUUCGGUCAACCAUGUCAGUCAAAUAGCAUCACCGUCGCCGUCAUCCAUGUCCAUCAUAACGGAGACAGCAAGUGUUACAUCUGAUGCUACAGUUUCAUCACCAGAGAGUCUGGAUGCCGCUAUUAUUGGUGGUAGUGGUGUUGUCAUUAAGAGACCGAAAAGGUCAGGAGAAGACGACCCUGAUGAAAGACGACGGAAAUUUCUUGAAAGGAACAGAGCUGCUGCAGCCAGGUGCCGGCAGAAGAGGAAGCAGUGGAUAACCGACUUAGAGAAAAAAGCAGAAGAAUUGCAGAAUACCAACUCAAGAUUACAGAGUGAAGUAAAUCUUUUACGUACAGAAGUGGCUCAAUUAAAAUCAUUAUUACUCGCUCACAAGGAUUGUCCUAUUACACUACAACAAAAAUCAAUGGGGCAACUUUCCAUACAGGCAGUCCCUGUUGGAGAGACCCCAAACAUCAUUAUUACAGCAACUGGAAUUUCGCCCGGAGAGAACGUAGUCUCAGCAGGUCUGACCACCGUUGCCACGCCACUGUCCAGUGCUCCUGUGUCAUCAUCAACAGCUCCGGCCACCAUCACCACCUACGGCAGCGGUGGUGGUGGUGGCGGCGGCUCUUCCACUCCAAUCGUCGUGGAACGUGGAGCGAGUAGCAGUCGCAGGAAUGCAGGCUCUCUGAAAGUAGAAACUUGUACAGUACGUGCAUCUCCGAAAUGACAGCGGGACAAAACUGCAGCUUUCACUCGAGUUCACUGCAUUGGAUUGCACACGGGUUCAACAGUAGAGACAGAACACGCAGAAAUUGAAGGCAGCGAAGAAAUGAGAUGAAUGGACACACCUGUGGAUGGAUGUCUGGAUGGAUGAGUGGAUGGUUUGUUGAAGGGAUGGAUGGAUGGAUGGAUGGUUGCAUGGUUGGAUAGACAAAGAAAAAAAAAAUGUCUCAAGAAACAUUUUGAAAAUAACCUUGCCAGGGAAUGAAUGUGUGAAGAAUGUGGUUUUUGGUUUUUGCAGAAAUGUGCGAUGUCAUCUACCUGCUGAAGAUGCUGGAUAUAUCCCUCUUGGUCUUAGUUGAUGCAGUUGAAACUAUUUCAAUUUAAAAGAAUAUAAAUAUAUAUAUAAUUAUUAAUAAAUAAAUAAAUAAAUAAGAAAAAAAUUUAUUCAGUAACUUUUAAAAUUGGUCAACUGUUUUGAAAAAAUGGAAAUUUAAAUUUGAAAAAAAAAAACAGGAAGAAAGAAAGAAAGAAAGAAAGAAACCCACCCUCGGCAGCAAUUAUUUGUUAGCCAACUUAUUAUAUCUAAGAAGAAAAAAAUAUCAACAUUAAUUAACAAAAAAAAAAAAGAAAACUGUUUUCAUUUCAAUUAAAAGAAUUUUUUUUUGUUUUAAUGCAAAAUAUUAUUUUAAUUCUACUUUUCAUUUCAAAAGUGGGGGGGAAAAGUAAUUUAAUGCUCUCCCCCCCCAUUCUCUAUACUCUUCUCAAAUACUAUUAUAAAAAAAGGAAAUAUUCUUCUUCUAACUUCACCCUCUCCUCCCCUGUAUCAGUGAGUUUUCUCAAAAUGAAGAACAAAAGAUUAAAAAAAAACAUGCAAAAAAAAACAAAGAAAGCAAGAAAAACCAAACCAAAAUAAAAAUGAAAGCGAAGCCAGUUCUAUUAUUUGUAAAUAAGGUGGGGUAAGUGGGGGGGAUAUGCUGUCGUAGAACAA
This is a messenger RNA of Octopus sinensis (East Asian common octopus), 3093 nucleotides long. Its product is annotated as cyclic AMP-dependent transcription factor ATF-2. The record is from RefSeq and is a predicted model, not a curated record. Bases 349 to 2109 code for a protein of 586 amino acids. Gene Ontology annotation, biological process: regulation of transcription by RNA polymerase II. The transcript has 12 exons. NCBI's taxonomy places the organism in Eukaryota, Metazoa, Mollusca, Cephalopoda, Octopoda, Octopodidae. Gene Ontology annotation, molecular function: DNA-binding transcription factor activity, RNA polymerase II-specific; cAMP response element binding.